AAAUAUGGAUGGGCGCCUUGGACCAGCCACUGUGGUCCUGGAUCACACAAGUGGUUUUGAGGGGUUGCUGCUCGUGGAUGAUGAUUUACUUGGGGUUGUUGGUCACAGUAACUUCAGCUCAAUCAGAGCUACCUCAUGCGUGUUUAAAGGAAAAUGGAUGUAUGAAGUUCUGAUUUCAUCUCAGGGGUUGAUGCAGAUUGGUUGGUGCACCCUAAACUGCAGGUUCAAUCAGGAGGAGGGCGUCGGUGAUACAUCAGAUUCUUACGCUUACGAUGGAAAUAGAGUGCGCAAGUGGAAUGUCACCACAACUAAUUAUGGAAAAAUAUAA
Rhincodon typus (whale shark) is the source of this 328-nucleotide messenger RNA. RefSeq names its product E3 ubiquitin-protein ligase RNF123-like. The record is from RefSeq and is a predicted model, not a curated record. Gene Ontology annotation, molecular function: protein binding; ubiquitin-protein transferase activity. The coding region runs from base 5 to 328 and encodes 107 amino acids. The transcript has 5 exons. NCBI's taxonomy places the organism in Eukaryota, Metazoa, Chordata, Chondrichthyes, Orectolobiformes, Rhincodontidae. Gene Ontology annotation, cellular component: cytoplasm.